AUGUUUUUGACCAUCACCACCUUAACUGCUCUUACUCCUGUCUUCAUAGCUCCUGUUCUCAUAGCAACUUUUGAAAAAUAUAUUAAAAUCAAAGAACGAAGACAACAAUCAAAACAAUCAAAUGAAAAUGCAGAUCAAAAUUUUGAAGAUUCAAAUACUUCCGCUGUUACACGUGGUGUCCACGAUAAUAAUAAUAGUUCAACAGAUGGACAACCACCCACAAAACCAAUAUUAACUACUGAGACGGAACCUAUAUCAAAAUUAACAAGUUCCAAUUAUACUGAAGAGGAAAGACUUAAAA
Molecule: messenger RNA, 301 nt
Organism: Dentiscutata erythropus
Lineage: Eukaryota; Fungi; Glomeromycota; Glomeromycetes; Diversisporales; Gigasporaceae
Source: the annotation of a GenBank genome assembly